Messenger RNA from Bactrocera latifrons, 5572 nucleotides. RefSeq lists its product as uncharacterized. The transcript is spliced from 5 exons. The coding region runs from base 1375 to 4854 and encodes 1159 amino acids. The record is from RefSeq and is a predicted model, not a curated record. NCBI's taxonomy places the organism in Eukaryota, Metazoa, Arthropoda, Insecta, Diptera, Tephritidae. Gene Ontology annotation, biological process: sensory perception of sound.
GAGGCGUACACGCGUUUUACCACCAACGAGACCGUUAUAAGAGCGUUACAGUAAAUUGUAUGCCAAGUGAAUUUGUGCUAAGUUGUGCAGCGUGAAGUAGAAAAAUCAGUUUGAAAUUGAAAUAAAAAUUAAAAAAAAAUUUGAAAAAAAAUAGCAACCGUGCGCAUGUUUGUGUUUGCCAUUAACACUACAGUUUUUUCUUAUAAACCUGCAGCGUUGGGUUGCCGCGCGGUCUAUUGCUCACCAAACUGCCAAAAACAACAACAAAAGUGGGGUAGUAAAGUAAGCUUGAUGAUACUGGAAAUUUAAUAUUUGCUGCAACGGCAAACUUGAAUGUCACAGCGAAAAGCUGCUGAACAAUAACAGCAACAACAACAGAAAAGCAAACAAUUUGCAGUGAAAAAGCAACAAAAAAAUCGUGCUACUACAAGCGGCAAUUGAAGCUGCAGCAACGCAACAAGGCGCGUCACACCACCGCCAACACAGCCAGCAAUAACAAAACUGCUAACAACAACAAUAAGCUUUACAAAAUCGUAAAACAGAGUGCAAUUUUCACACAAAAACUUCUUUAAAUAUACGAGCGAAUGCUUGCCAGUAAAAGGGCAAUAAGAAAUAAACAAUAUAAAAAAAAUAAAAGUAAUGUGCAAUUUUGCUGUUGCGAUUGUAAUUUUAAUGCAAAAUAAAAUUGCGAUAAAAAAGUUCAAGUGAAAAAAAUUAAGUUUCAUUAAAGUAACGACUAAGCAAAGGGCUUACUUGCAGCGACAGCAUGACAAUAAGUGCAAUGAAGACAACAAAAGAAAAUUAUAAAGACAUCAAAUCAGGAAGUGCAUAUAGAAACGUGUAAACGCCGACAAGUGCAAAGAGACCAUUGAGUGUACAUCUCAUCGUGCAACUAACUACUGUUAGGGAGUUACAGCGAUUAUAUUACACGCUACAAAUUGCAUAACUGCAAAUCACGCUGCAGUGAGAUCGAAAAAAAAGAAAACGAAAACAAAGAAACUGCAGACAAAAGCCAUAGAAACAAAAGCGAAGCUUUGGAAGAUCACAUUUGCUUUGGAAAAGAACAAAGUGAACGCUGCAAAUCAGACACAAAGUAUCGGAGUAUUGCAAACGGACCAACAGCAAGCACGGAAGAGCAAAGAAGCGGAGGAAGAAGCGUUUUUAUGUAUAAAUGCGACAAGCGAUCGGAGCUUGAGCGGAGAUCAACAAUAACGCGGUGAAGCGCGAAGUGAAAAAAAUAGUGCAAGACCGAGAAAAACGAGGCACAAGCUGACGUGCAAAAGAAGUAAUCAGCUGCCCGGUAAUCACAAGUAGUUUUUAGUAAUCACAUUUUAAGCUAUUAGAGCUAUCCAACGUAACGGCGCAACAACAAUAAUGGCAACGAAAACUGUUAUAAACACGAAUACGCCAACAACGCGUGGCAUCUCUAUACUAAUUGACCAGAAUACAGCAACAGCACCAACAACUAUACAAAAGCAACAACCACACGCAGUCAACAAUUGUCAGAAAGAAACAUUGAGACCAACAACACAAAUGACCGAAACGGCCAAGAUCACCAUCUUUCAAAAUGCAACAACAACGAAAACACAAAUGGCACCAACACCAUCAACGGCGGUAACUAGAACAGUGCUCACUAAGCUGCAGCCGCAGCCAAGUAAAUUACUGGCAACAACAACAACAGCGCGUAUUGGUGUUAACGGUAUAGAUAAUAAUUGCACCAAUAAUAAUGAUAACCACAAUAAUGAUGAUGUUUUUGUCAAAGCCAAUAAUGAGCAAACGUUGAACGGUGAUGAUCGUGAGCGACGUCACUCGUAUCGCAUACAGAGUGGUGAGUACGAGAGUGACCAGAAAACUAGUUACGCCACAAUCAAGCAGAAAAUAACAACAUCCACGGCGGUGCCAACUUUUCCACACUUGCUGUUGAAAGUGGUGAGUGAAAGAGGAAAAGCCAAUAAUGGUCAAACCGAGCGCAGCGAUGGCGGCGUUGUGAGCAACGAAGACGUGCACGAAGCGAAUGGAAACGACGACGGCCGUUUAGCUAACGGUGUUGGAAGUGAUGUUGGAAAAUCGCAAGUAAAUAGAAAUGUGGCGGCCGCAGGUGUUGUUAUGACGCACACAAAUGGUCAAAAUGAGCAGCUGAGCAACAACAACAACACUGCAAUUACGAAACCGACAGCACAAGCGAAUGUUAAUGAACAGCGCGGCUCGAUGAUCAUUAAGUGCAAUGGCGAUGAACAAAAAGAGAACAAAAAAUCACAUGAUAAUCAUGAUGAUGAUGAUGGUGAUGCACAUGAUCGGCAUGCCGAUAAUAAUGAGCGCGGCGCUAACGACGUUCAUGCCGAUCAACAGCAUGCUGAUCAAGUUGGUUCACUUGUUGCGCCGACAGCGACGUCUAAUAUAUAUCGCGACGAAAGUUGUGUGACUAGUGCUAUUGGAAAUGGUCAAAACGCGUUUGAACAUUAUAUCUGUACGAAUGCGAUGAACGUUAGCGAACGCGAUCGCCAUGCGGCUGGUCAUAGUCUCUGCAAUACAGAUGACCAAGAGCAGCUGGAAAGUGCAGACGUGAACGCGAAUUCGAAUGCGAUCGGCGUGAAUAGUCUACUAACGGCAACGAGAGCAGAUUGUGGAAGUGCACUGACCGAAACAGACGCAGCCACACGCAGACGCAGUGUUGAACCAAUAACAACAAAUCUUAAAGAAUCGAAUUUGAAUAAACAAAUAUUAGAACCGAAAUUACAUGUGUUGAAGAUACAAAUAAAACCGAACGAAGUGCAUGAAAAGAAUGACAAACAAGUGUCGGUAGUGACCCUUAACGAGGCACAAGUGCAAGAUACGCCUGAGCAACAGUACGCCCCAACAAAAGAGCAUUUUAAAGAAUUAGCACAACAAAGUACUCAAGUGCAAAUAAUUGACUCAACGCAGGUAACACCGACGGCUGAAAGUGCGAACGAAUUAUACGUGAACGAACACAAAAAGAGCGACCACGUACAGAAAAUGGUGCAAAAGCCUACAGCUACAACGCCUACGGCGGCCACAUUGACUACGGCGACGACGACAUCAAUGAUUCUCAAUACGGGCGCGGUAACCGUGUCGUCCGGCGGUAAUGCCGCAACAAACUUGUUAGGCGCGAUCACAAUCGCAAACGGUAACGGCAAUAGCAACGGUAACGGUAAUGCCAAUACUAAUGGUAACGGUCACGCGAACAACACGAACGCUACGUCGAAUACAAGCAUUACCGAUUUAAAUGUCACACAUCCUUCGUAUAUGUACUAUGUUAUAUCCAGUGGUCAAUUCUCACCUUGCGACACACUAGACAGCGGUACAGGUAGCGAUCUGGAGAGUAAUGGUAAUGUAACACCCGGCGCACCAACCAUACAGAACAAGUUUCUCGGCACACUCGAGAAACUCAAUGCUGUCACACAGAAUGGUGUUAGCGGUAGCGCACCCAAAAUGGAAUUGCACAUGAAAGCGACCAAAAUACGUCUAAAUGGCAGCACCAAGAAGUCAGCGUUGGACUUGACAAAUGGCACUGCGAAGUCACAUACGAAUGGCGACCACGCACGCGCUGGCAGUUUCACCGAUAGCGAGGAGAGCGAAUCGUCCUCGCUGAGUUGUGAUUCACUGCACUCCACCGAAUUCAUACGACAGUCGUCGGUUUCGCCAACAGCGCACAAAUCGACGGGUAACGCCGCUUCCUUGGCUUGCGUCAAAAUGUUGGGCUCUUUUCUGCCGGACUCUUUGUUGCGCGAUAUACGCGAUCGCAAGUUUCCCACCAAUGAUUUUGAGGCGAAAUAUGGUGAUGGUGGCAGUGCUGCUAGCGCUGAUGGUGGCAGUGAUGCGGAUGGUGAGGGUGAUGUGCCCACAAUUGUUACGCCAAUUGACGAAAACGAGCAGGUUUAUAUUAAUGUGGACCAUAAGCAAUUCUUAAAGGAACAUAACUGUAAUAAUAUGAUCCUCAAUAAUAGUCACAGCAAUAAACGCGCGUCGCUGCCGAAUAAAACGUUCGUUUUAAACGCGGAUAAUGGUACGUUCGUUGAUACGAAAAUGAACUCGAUGCCGCGCAAAUACGAAGCAGAUAAAUAUUACAAUUUCCAUGUGCGGGAACAUGAAAAUUUCCGCAGUUUCGACAUCACUGGCGGUCUUGGUGGUAUUAAUGGUGGUAGCGUUGGUUCUGCCAGUUUAGGCGGUGGUGAUCUUGAAAGUCUCUCCGAAUACGAAACGAAGAGCUUGCACGACGAUGCUUUCGCCGGUUACAAGGACAUACGUUGCGGUUCGGCCACUUCGACUAUACGUUCGUCAAAGGGCACAGUGCGCGGCGUCAAGAAUCGUGUGCGCAAUGGAAUAGCCACAUUCUUGCAGUUGCAGCAGCCGAAUGUGAAGAACUUCAAAGAGAAGGAUGCCGGCAAGGUGGUGCUCUAUACCACGAGUAUGGGCAUCAUACGUGACACAUAUGCCAAAUGUGCGAAUGUCAAGCAGAUAUUGCGUACGCUGCUUGUGAAAUUCGAAGAGCGGGAUGUCUUCAUGAGCAUCGAGUAUCAGCAAGAGAUAAAGGAGCGAAUGCACUCGGAAGCGAUAAAAGUACCUCAACUCUUUGUGGAAGGCCAACACAUUGGUGAUGCUGACACUGUGGAACGGCUGAAUGAGUCUGGUGAACUGCGUCAGCUGCUCAAACCAUACAAGUCAAUUGCCACGACAUUCACGUGUCAAACAUGCGGCGGCUACCGCCUACUGCCAUGCCCCUCAUGUAAUGGCUCGAAAAAGUCGGUGCAUCGAAAUCACUUCACGGCCGAAUUUGUGGCACUGAAAUGCAUGAAUUGCGACGAAGUUGGGCUGGUUAAAUGUCACAAUUGCUAAGCAAGUGCACGACGAUGGCAGCGAUUGUGUCCGAAUUUGAAGAGCAGCAAUGCGAAACUUGAUUGACUACUCAUGCGGGCGGGGGAAUAUGUUGAACGGACAAUUGCCGUUUUUCAUAUAGACAAAGAGAAGCAUUACUUAUAACUUUUUUUGGACGUUUGUGUGUUUAUAGGCAUAAUCUCUAACUAUAUAUAUAAAUAAUUAGCUUAAGCAACGAAAGAGUCAUUUGAUAUAUAUUUUUGCAUAUUUUUUACUUGAUUUAACUUUAUAGACUUUAUUUUUUAGAAUUAAUUUUACUUUAAAGUUAUAAUUAGCGAUGUUUGAUUGCCACACAAAUUGGUUUUUAUAUGUUGUCUUUCCUUUUCUUUAUUUUAGAAGUACAGCCAUGAGCUUAAUUUUGGAAAACAAAACCAAUCAAUUCGACAUUGAUGACCUUAGCAAUUUUUUUUCUAUCAAAUUUGCUUUUAUUAUAUUUUUACUGCCCAAUUAAUUCGCUAUAUAUUUACAUAUGUAAAUUUAUUAUAUACAUACAAUACAUGUAAUUCAAAGUGUGCAUGUGAAAAGUAAAUUCGAUUUGAUUGACGGUCACGAGCGUUUACGAAUUUAUUGUUUAUCGUCGUUUGUUUGUGCGGCAAAUGUGACGGUUGUGAUAAUUUAAAACAGAUAUUCAAAUAAAACAAUAACAAAAGUAAAAAAAAAUAAAUAAAUAAAAUAUUAA